Molecule: messenger RNA, 2259 nt
Organism: Monosiga brevicollis MX1
Lineage: Eukaryota; Choanoflagellata; Craspedida; Salpingoecidae
Exons: 16
Coding region: 1-2046 (681 amino acids)
Cellular component (GO): plasma membrane
Molecular function (GO): protein binding
Source: RefSeq, a predicted model, not a curated record
AUGCGCUGCCUGCUGCGCCCCCAGAAGAUCAUCCGCGGCGCGAUCACAGAGAGAGAGAGAGAGAGAGAGAGAGAGAGAGAGAGAGUGUGUGUGUGUGUGUGUGUGUGUGUGUGUGUGUGUGCGAAAUUAAAAAUUUUUCAGGCAAUUUUUGGGUCAGAGGUAGACGUGAAACGCAGCAAACGAAAUCAAAUUGACGCCCUCUCUCUCUCUCUCUCUCUCUCUCUCUCUGCGGCGGCGGCGGCGGCGGUCCCCUCUCUCUCUCUCUCCCGCCGCCUCCUGUCUGCUGGCAACUUUGUCUGCUGGCUGCUGGCUGCUGUCUGCUCUGCGCCGUCGUGCCUGCGGGGAUCCAAACCAGCAGGAUGGACGACACGCGUACGGCGCUUCCAUAUGCAACAAUUCACCAUCAAGGCCACCGAGCUUCUGAGCAAGCCUGAGCGCCAGGUGCUCAUGGACUUGUUGGCUGAACUCAAGCGCUCCCAAUCCGUACCGCGUUUUGUCAACGGGCUCGUGCACGUGCUGGAGACCCCUGCCAAGCUCGAUCUUUUACGCUGGCUUCGCGAAGUGAUUCCCACCCGCAAUGACCUGCGAAAGGAGUUUGACGAACUGGCCCCUUAUGAGCGUAUGGCCAACCCCAUCUCAGCCAAGGAUCUCCAAGACCUCACCCAGCUCCGUGGGGCCAUCCUCCACAAGCAGCAUCACAAAUCCUUUGGCAUGCACAUUCGGGGUGGUAGUGAAAUGGCUGUACGCACGGCCUGCCUCAUGGACUUGGCUCCCUGCGGGCGCUUUGCUAUCUCAGGCGUAGGCAUCUUUAUUGCGGCCAUCUAUACGGGCCGAUUUCCCGUCAAGCAUGCAACCCAAGAAGCCAUCAUGUGGCAGCCUACCAAGACUCUCCAAAUGCGCCUCGAAGGCACGGCAUCUUCAAGCUCUUCGACUGACCAAAGCGCCUUGGAGCGCCAUGUCGAGAUGACGCGCAGCGAACAUGGCUUUGGUUUUAACCUUCGUGGAGGCGCUGAAUAUGGCUUGCCUUUGGUUGUCUCACAGGUGACUCGCGGCUCACCUGCCCAGCAAUCAGACCUACGCGUCGGUGAUGUCAUUUUAACAAUCAACAACCGGGAUAUGAAUGGCAUGAGCCACAAUUCGGCCGUACGCAUUGUGCAAGGUACUCGCACCCUCGCUAUGACGGUGCAAAACGGUGGCCGCGUGCCCCGCACGCGUGUGCAUCACGAGACCCUCAAGUGGGAAUCUCCCACGGACGAAAUGGACAGGCUGGUGCCUGAUGAGGUCAGCUCAACACCCGUCAAGUCCUUGCAUUCCACUACAUUCCUGCUCCCCAAACUGAUGCUGUUCUACCGGGAGGCUCUUGAAGGCGAGUCUGUUGAAGCCUUGGGUCACCGAAUCAAGCUCUUUCGCCUCAUUGGCCAGAGUCCGCUUAGCACUGCCGAUCAAGCCGCCUUGCGUGCAGCUGUGGUUGCAUACAAAAAGGGCGAUGAGCCUGCUGGCAAGUUAAUAACACAAGUCAAGCAGAUACUAACUCCACACGAUGGUGCCUCGCUCAUCACCCCGCUGCGACGAUGCCUUCUGACAUCGCUCGACGAGCGUCGCUUCGAUCAAGAACUGGGCCACUUGGACGACGGCAGGCUGGAACAAGCCAUCGAAUACGUGGCCAAGACCACUUUUAUCUCUAUUCCUAAGAAAGCAGGCGUCAAGCUUGGCUUGUCAAUUUCGGGUGGCGCUGACUCGCCGUUUCCAGACGAUGGCAUCUUGAUCCAGGACAUUGCCAGCGAUGGCCUGCUGGCGACGCACAAGCUGGUGCAAGUGGGUAUGCAAAUUUGUGCGGUAGAUGAUUUCAGUCUUCAUGGUGCUCACCACGGCGAAGCACUUGCGCUGUUGCGCGCCUGUGUUGCCAGCGAUCGGCCUGUGCUCAACAUGCGACUCUCGGCCGUGUCUGUGGCAGAGCUGCAGGCACCCACUGAGCGCUCGCUGCCCUUGGGUGGCGCAGACAAUGAGCUUCUGCAGGCCAUGGCCAGUGUCAGCACAGAUUUGUAAAUGCUUGACUAAUCCAAAAUUUGGUUGAAUUUUCAGUUGUUGCUGUUGUUGUUUUUAAAAAUUUUUUGCCUUCUUAUUCUUUAUCCUGUGUCACUUUCUUGACGUGAUGACAUUGUGUCUUCUUGAUUUUGGCCUGACACGGCCUUGACCGCCCUCGCUACGCGAGCGAUUCAUCGCCUCUCCCCUGCUCUUUUUAAUCAAUCGCGAUUAUUC